This is a messenger RNA of Anopheles coustani, 1059 nucleotides long. RefSeq lists its product as uncharacterized. Gene Ontology annotation, molecular function: lipase activity. The transcript has 3 exons. The record is from RefSeq and is a predicted model, not a curated record. Lineage: Eukaryota; Metazoa; Arthropoda; Insecta; Diptera; Culicidae. Bases 1 to 1059 code for a protein of 352 amino acids.
AUGUUUGGUCCACGGUGCGUGCUGCUCGUUGCGGCGACGCUGGUAGCGUUCCUGACGAUCCUCCAGCCGGCUAGUGCCGAUCGGUAUCAGGAUAAUAUCUUCUUCAACUACUACAACUCAUCCGGCGAGUUGGUGCACAUCUACAAUUUGGCAGAGAACAACACCUACGAGUACGAUAAGGAUUGCCAUCCGGGCACGAAGUUCGCUGUGCUCGUGUUCGGGUGGAAGAUUGGGUGUGAUAAGUACUUUGUGCAGGAUCUGAUAGGAAAUCUAACCAAACAUCGUGGAGGCUGUGUGAUCUGCAUGAACUACGAUCGCUUCGCACAGCUGAACGCAUACUCCCGGUUGCGUCGGAACUACAAAGAAAUUCACGGAGUAUUGCGCCAGAAGCUGGAGUUCCUCGAGCAAGAAGGCUUCAGCCCGGACGAUGGCUUUAUGUAUGGGUUCAGCUUUGGCGCUCAGGUAGUCCUCUCCGCGGCUAAGGAGUACGGGACGCGAAAACUGAAGGAAAUUGACGUGUGUGACAUCGUCGGUACGGGCUUUGACACCUCCGAUACGAACGCACCGAACCACCGAACGGCGGCCAAGAACGUGCAGUGCAUUCACACGAGCCGAAACUACGGCACACGCCACCGGACCAGUUGCCACCAGGACUGGAUCAUGGGCGAUUGUGGCAUCAAUCAGCUGGCGGCCCCCCUGUCGCCUUGGGGCUCGCACGGUGUCUGCACACUGCUCUACAACAGCGCGUUCGAGCACGACUUCUUGGCCAGCGUCAAGCCGGACAACUGUACUGCCGAGUCGGAGGUGCGCUCUUGGCCCGCGGGUUUCAAGAUGGGUUACACCGAAACGCGAAAGUCUACGGUACGCGGGCAGCUAUUUUCGCCAACGUUUGCCGUGUAUCCGUUCAAUGUGAACGUAACUGCCGUGGCUAAUUCCAGUACCACCGGCACUGGACCCGGCCCGAACGAUAUCGAACAGUUUCCGGGCUACGAGUUCCGGUCGGCAACGAACGAGUUCUUGGUGGACGAAGAAGAGCUCGACUCGGCGGAGGAUGCCUAA